AAUGUUGUGUCUGAGGGGUUUCAUUGCUUUUAUCCUUGGUGCCUUUCUCCUUAUUGUCAAAUCCAGUCAUGGUUCUGAGAUUAUUGAUGGGAAAGAAGUGACGCCCCACUCGAUGCCUUUCAUGGCUCUCCUGGAGGCAGACAAGGAAGAAGGAUACUGUGGAGGAAUACUAAUUGAUCCAUUAUGGGUUCUGACUGCUGCACACAUCGGAAACCCUAAGACCGUGUCACUGGGGGUGCACUCCCGCAAGGCACAGGAGAAAGAAAAACGUUACAGGCAGGUCUGUAAGGUGGAAAAGAAUGUUUCUCAUCCUGACUUUAAUUCCAGUACAUAUGACCAUGACCUCAUGUUGGUGAAGCUGAACAAGGCAGUGAAGCGAACCCAAUGGGUGAGCAGCCUCAAGCUGAAUGAAGUUGUCAACGACCCACCAGCCGGUUCAGUCUGUACGGUGGCUGGAUGGGGAAAAACAGAGAUGGGUGUUUUAUCAGAUGUCUUGAUGGCGGUCAAUGUAACUGUGGUUGACAGGAUUAAAUGCAACUCCAAGGAUUAUUACGACUCUGAUAAUUACAUAACUAAGAACAUGAUAUGUGCGGGGUCAGACGGUAAAAAUGUUGCUGACGCUUGUGAUAAAGAUUCAGGUGGGCCAAUAUUGUGCAAUGGAGCUCUAGUUGGAGUCACAAGCUUUGGCCCUGGGAAUAAAUGUGGAAAGAAAAGACAAGCCUGGAGUGUACGCUUUCCUUACAAGAGAUCAUCUUGAAUGGAUCAAGAAGACAAUGAAGACAUGAAAUUUUUUUAUAAACUUUCCUUUGAAUUCAGCCAUGUUAUUCUUUAGCUGCGUCUCUGAUACUCUGCUUCAAUUCAACCUGCAUUAUAUUAAUAAAAGAUGUACAUUUGUACAAUCAAUAAA
Fundulus heteroclitus (mummichog) is the source of this 907-nucleotide messenger RNA. Its product is annotated as granzyme A. Gene Ontology annotation, molecular function: serine-type endopeptidase activity. The record is from RefSeq and is a predicted model, not a curated record. Gene Ontology annotation, biological process: proteolysis. Lineage: Eukaryota; Metazoa; Chordata; Actinopteri; Cyprinodontiformes; Fundulidae. The transcript is spliced from 5 exons. Bases 2 to 757 code for a protein of 251 amino acids.